GAAAUUGCCGUAUUUGACAAGAAGACAUCUUAUUCCUAUAAUUUCAUCUUUGAGAUGGAAGUAGUUGUGGAGAAGCAAGGUCAUGAGUACGUAGAAAAAGCAUUGUUAAGAUUGGAAGUUCAAGCAUUCAUUUUAGUUGGCCUUUUUUUACAAAUCAUUCUCAUCAUAUUUGGCUUUCGAAGAAAAUUUAUUGUUAGAAAUUGGAUAAGACUCCUUGUCUGGUCAGCAUAUUUAGGAGCAAAUUGGAUGGCAACUGUUGCCCUCGGCAACCUUGGAAAAUACGAAGAAUAUGGUGAAGUAGACUGUGGCAUUUAUAAGGAUAAAACAUAUUGUGAAGAGUAUAUAGAUUUUGUGGAAGGAAACAAAAAACUCAGCAUAUUGUGGUCACCUUUCCUUCUCCUACACCGUGCUGGUCCAGACACUAUCUCAGCUUACUCUUUAGAAGACAAUGAUUUGUGGUCGAGGACCUUUUUUAUGUUCAUUGCGAACGUCGGGGGAGUGUUUUAUCUCUUUGCAAUAACCUUGAGCAGCAUGUUUACUUUCAGAGCAUAUAUAUCCGUUCCAAUAUUUAUUUCCGGAAUUAUUAAAUAUGGAGAGAGAGUUUAUGUACUUUGGUCUUCAAGCACAGAGCGUUUUAAAGAGUCUUUGCUCUCAAAUCCUGAUCCGUUUCCAGAUCUUGUUAAAAUCACAAAACAAGAUAUGGAGAAAAAACUAGAGGGGGAGGAAAUUGAUAUUGAGAGGGAAGCAGUAAAGGAUGAAUCACAUCAAAUCUUUGAAGCUUUUUUUCUGUUCAAGAGUUUUGCAAAUUUGUUUUCGGGUCUUAUUCUUGAUGACAAUGAAUUGUUGAUAAGUAACAAGAUCUUUAGCGGAAAGUUGGCUGAAGACGCUUUCAGUUUGGUAGCAAUUGAGCUUGGGAUCAUGUAUGAUGUUCUCUACACGAAGGCUAUUGUUGCCUAUUCUCGAUUAGGAAUCUUUCUCCGUUGCAUCAGCUUCUUUUGCUCUUCUUUCUCAUUAAUUUUGUUCCCACUUUACAUUCAGUUUGAUGAUUUCUUUCUGGUUGACACCUUAAUAACUUUCUCACUUCUAGCUGUGGCUUUUCUUCUUGAAAUUCUUGCCGUCGUCGAACUUUAUUCAACUGAUUGGGCAACACUUAUUCGUUUAAUUAAAAAAAAGAAAGCACAACCAAUGUCAGUUUUUGGCAAUCGCAAGAGGUGGUCGAAGGUCAUGGGACAAUUCAACCUUUUAAGUUGUUGCUUCAAAGAGGAGCCAGCCAAAUAUAUGAGGGUCCAGAAUUUCUUCUUCAUCGGAAGAUAUGUCAGUGCUGGUGGAGGGGUGCAAGCUUGCUAAACAAUUGCAAUCACUUCAAUAUGAGGAUGGUUGGAAUGAGGAAAAAAAAUGGAAAAUGAUAACAGAAGUGUGGGUGGAAAUGUUGACAUAUGCUGCAAACCAGUGUGAUUGGAAAGAUCAUGGUUACCAACUUAGGAAAGGUGGAGAGCUGCUCACUCAUGUUCGUCUUCUAAUGACACAUCUUGGUUUAAGUGUACAAUACAGCAAAUAUGGGAGGAAAAUUGGUUAAUCACUUCAUCCCUGAAUGCAGAAAUAAGUGCAUGCUUCAUUGCACUUGUACAAAAGCUUGUUGCGUUUGAUUGUUGAAAUUUUAGUA
Pistacia vera is the source of this 1663-nucleotide messenger RNA. RefSeq lists its product as uncharacterized. The record is from RefSeq and is a predicted model, not a curated record. Lineage: Eukaryota; Viridiplantae; Streptophyta; Magnoliopsida; Sapindales; Anacardiaceae. Bases 55 to 1347 code for a protein of 430 amino acids. The transcript is spliced from 3 exons.